UAAAAAAAUAAUUGAAGACCUGUUUGGGGAGAGAGAAAAAGCAAAAGAGAAGAAAAGGAAAAUACGAUGGGCGAGAUAUCAGAGACAACGAUGACGAUGCAGCAGCAGAAGAAGAAGAAGGGUCGCCCCUCUCUCUUAGAUCUCCAAAGACGCUCUCUUAAACAACAACAACAAAACUCUAAUUCUUUCAAUUUGAGCGCUAACCCUAGCCGUCGCGCCACUCGCCGGAACCCUGACCCCGAUAUGUCGGAGCGGAUUUCCGGCGGAGAAGACGACGACGAACGGAAAGAAAAGAAGCAGAAGCCCCUACUCGGUCUGAACCCCCAGCCACAUUACACGACAGUGUCUCCGAAUUCCUUGUCGUUUGGCUCGAGUCCGUACGGCUCUGAUUCAAUUGCGGAUAUCGAGGAUCCCGAGGCGGCCGUCAAGAAGCGCAAGAUCAGCGCCGCCCAUCUCGGAACUGAUGCAUUAACGGGUGAAAGGGUUUGGAAAGCGACAGACACCAUACAUGGGUCGCAGGUGGAGUCCGGUCCCACGACACCUUUGCCAGACAAAAAGUUGCUGGUGUUCAUCCUUGACAGGCUUCAAAAAAAGGACACUCGUGGGGUAUUCUCAGAGCCUGUGGAUCCGGAAGAGCUUCCAGAUUACCAUGACAUCAUUGAGAACCCAAUGGAUUUUGGAACCGUGAGGAAGAAACUAGAUGGGGGAGCUUAUGCCAACUUGGAACAGUUUGAGAAGGACAUCUUUCUGAUAUGUACAAAUGCGAUGCAGUAUAAUCCACCAAGUACUAUUUUUUUUAGACAGGCACGGUCUAUGCUAGAGUUGGCAAAAAAGGACUUCCAAAAUGUGAGGCAAGAUAGUGAUGAUAAUGAGCCACAACCCAAAGUUGUGCGGAGAGGCAGACCUCCAGGAAAAAACCUGAAGAAGUCCCUUGGUACAUCUCCUUUUGAGAAUGUUUGUCCUGAGCCUUCUUCAGAUCCAGCUCUUACCUCUGCAGGAGGUAAUGCAGGGCAGCCCUACAAUCUAAGAAAAGCACUUACUUCAGACAAGUUGCCCCCUGCUGAUGCAUUGGUCAGGGUCUCCCAUGGGUCUCAGAACAAUGAAACUUGUUCUAGUUGGUGGUCUGAAUGGGAGAAUGAAUUUCCAGCUUCUGUUUUGAAGAGUGUUUUGAAGAAUGGGAAGAACCAAUUUGCUAUAGAUGAGAAUAGGCGUGACACCUAUAAGCAUUCGAUGGAUUCUGGUCAUGGGCUAUCUAUCUUGGGCAACCUUCAAGGAGAAUUGAAGCAACUAAUUGCGGUAGGUCUAGACUUGGAGCAUGGUUAUGCAAGAAGCAUCACGCGGUUUGCAGCAGAUCUUGGGCCUGUAGUUUGGAAGAUUGCUUCAAAUAAAAUUGAAAGAGUUUUGCCCGUUGGACUGAAGUUUGGUCCUGGAUGGAUAGGAGAAAACGAGGCAUUAAAGCACAUGCAGUCUUUAUUUACUGAGGAGAAAUCUUCAGUGAGCUCAAUACCAGAUGACAAUGCAAGCAAACUUCUCCAUCACAGCAGAUCCGACUCGAACUCUGUAUUUGCAAAUGGAUUUUUGUGGCAAGGUCGAGAAGACUUUGGAAGCACAGAUUUAGAUUCUCGAAGUGAGUUGAUUUCACUGAAGAGUAGUAUUGGAGGUAUAGAACCUGUGCCUCCUUUUGGAAUUCAGCAGAAACACACAAUUUCUUCUGAUAUCAAUGGAUUAAAUGGUGGGUUUGGGUCAGAUUUUUCAUCACAAAUCAGGAUGGUAAGACUUGCCACACUAACUGGAAUGCCUGUUUCUGAUGAUACUUCAGUGCCUGCGCAAAUGCUUGGUAUAGAUUCAAGUGGAAACACUACCAUCUGCCCAAUGUCUAGAAACAAUCACGAAUCAAAUGAAGCCAGAUUUUCUGAAACUGCAAGAACACAUUCUGGGAAUUUAUUGGCCCUGGGCUCUGGUCUCAAGUCACCCGGAACACCAGAACUGGUGCUUGGUGGGAAAGCAUCUUGGCAGAGAUCCGCAAUGCAUGAUAAGCAUGAUUCGUUUUCUUUUCCUCCCGACUUAAAUGUGAGCUUUCGGCAAACAGGUUCACAUAGUUCUAAUGUCCAGAUUGACGGACCUCAGCAGCCGGAUUUGGCAUUGCAGCUCUGAAGAUGGGUCGGUUAUAUUUCUUUCAAUUGACCUUGGGGUGUAGCUCUUGGGAAUAUAAAGAAAAUAAAUUGUCGGGCCAUUUUGAGGAUGUGAGAAGUUUUGUAUAGAUUAAUAUAUCCAAUUGUUAGGUUGAAGAUGGAAGUUAAUUUGAAACAAAUUAUUCCAAGGUGGAGACUCUUUUAGAGAUUCAAUGAAAAAUUAUACGGAAAAUUAUACCAAGAUAAAUCUAGAUACUUGUUUGAUAUUGUUGAGAGAUAAUAACAUACUGAACCCUUCCAAGUUC
Corylus avellana is the source of this 2437-nucleotide messenger RNA. RefSeq lists its product as uncharacterized. The record is from RefSeq and is a predicted model, not a curated record. NCBI's taxonomy places the organism in Eukaryota, Viridiplantae, Streptophyta, Magnoliopsida, Fagales, Betulaceae. Gene Ontology annotation, molecular function: protein binding.